Rosa rugosa (rugosa rose) is the source of this 1789-nucleotide messenger RNA. Its product is annotated as calcium/calmodulin-regulated receptor-like kinase 2. Gene Ontology annotation, molecular function: ATP binding; protein kinase activity. The record is from RefSeq and is a predicted model, not a curated record. NCBI's taxonomy places the organism in Eukaryota, Viridiplantae, Streptophyta, Magnoliopsida, Rosales, Rosaceae. Bases 347 to 1606 code for a protein of 419 amino acids. Gene Ontology annotation, biological process: protein phosphorylation. The transcript is spliced from 8 exons.
GGCUCUUGCAUUCUAUUCUAUUUUUAUGUGUCAGGCUUCCAUAUCAAUUUAUGAAAGCGUUAUUUUUACCUUUUAAGGCCUCAACAAAGCAAUUUGGUUACCCUCGCUUAUCUUUAUUCCAGUCCAACUCAUUCUUGGUUUGCUUUGCAGUUUCUCUCUUCCAGUUUUACAGUUUCUUUCUUGAACUGGGUCACUGCUCUUUCAGUCGUCGGACUUGACCCAUUUCUGGUAAUCAGAGUUCACACAAACUGAUCGAUCAGCUUUUCUUUUUGGGUUGUAAGAUAAUCUGCGGUGUUUUUGGCCUGCAAGAUGUUCUCAUUGCUUGAAUAUCAGAAGACGCCAAAGAAUGGUUAAUAGAGGUGAUCUGGUUAUCAUUGGCAUCUCUGCUGGUGUAGCCCUUGGAAUUUUGAUAGCUGCACUCAUAUUUUUCGGAAUAAGGUGGUACCAAAAGCGUGCCAAUCUUCGACGAUGUGCUAAUGAGCGUAGUUUAACAACUCUUCCUAUACGCACAAAUGGCUUAGGCACAAGCAUCGACCUUAGUGUAUCUCUUUCAACUAACAUACCUAUUCAAGGAUCCGAGAAGGUUAAAAAAAGUUCUCCACUCUCCUGGUGGAAUAAUCACAACAAAGACCGAUUUCCUUCUGCAUCAGGCGUACUUAGAUACUCUUACAAGGAUGUGCAGAAAGCUACACAGAAUUUCACAACAAUUUUAGGACAAGGGGCUUUUGGUCCAGUAUAUAAAGCAACAAUGCCUGCUGGAGAGGUAGUAGCUGUGAAGGUGCUUGCUUCAGAUUCCAAGCAGGGAGAGAAAGAGUUCCAAACAGAGGUAUCUCUGUUAGGAAGACUGCAUCAUCGAAAUCUAGUGAACCUCGUAGGUUACUGUGUAGAUAAAGGACAGCGUAUGUUAAUCUAUGAGUUCAUGAGUAAUGGCAGCUUAUCAAACCUUCUGUACAGUGAAGAACAACAGGUUUUGAGCUGGGAUGAAAGGCUGCAAAUUGCUCUUGAUAUUUCGCAUGGAAUAGAGUACCUUCAUGAAGGGGCAGCCCCACCAGUCAUACAUCGUGAUUUAAAGUCUGCUAAUAUAUUGUUAGACCAAUCAAUGAGAGCUAAGGUUGCUGAUUUUGGACUGUCUAAGGAAGAGGUGUUUGAUGGUCGGAAUUCUGGCCUCAAAGGUACCUAUGGCUACAUAGAUCCGGAAUACAUGUCUACAAACAAGUUCACAAUGAAGAGUGACAUUUACAGUUUUGGGAUCAUCAUCUUUGAACUCAUAACAGCCAUCCACCCUCACCAAAACCUAAUGGAAUAUGUUAAUCUUGCUUCUAUGGCUCCAGAUGGUGUUGACGAAAUACUUGAUAACAAGCUAGUUGGGGAAUGCAACCUUGAAGAAGUGAGGAGGCUGGCUAAAAUUGCUCACAGAUGCUUACUGAAAUUACCGAGAAAGCGGCCUUCCAUCGGAGAGAUUUCACAGGCUAUAUUGAAGAUUAAACAGAUGCGUCUUGAUAAAAGGGAUACCAUGUCUUUUGCAGGUGAAGAAUUUUCACGGGCAGUAAGCAGAAUAGAGGUUCAGCAGGUGGAGCUGGUUAGGCUGGCCAGCACGAAAGAGUAACUAAAUGACAAUGGAUCACCAAAUUUUUGUCAACCUUUUUUCUUUUUCUUUUUGGGCUUGCAUCUCUUCACUUGCCUUCGAAAAUUCUUGUUCAUAGCAUAUAAUAUACAAGAUGCAGGCCAGAGAAUCUAUGAGCUAUGAGCAUUAGCUGAUUUUAUGGUCAGUAACAAAGUGUUGCCUUUU